Marasmius oreades (fairy-ring Marasmius) is the source of this 1107-nucleotide messenger RNA. RefSeq lists its product as uncharacterized. The record is from RefSeq and is a predicted model, not a curated record. Bases 1 to 1107 code for a protein of 368 amino acids. The transcript is spliced from 3 exons. NCBI's taxonomy places the organism in Eukaryota, Fungi, Basidiomycota, Agaricomycetes, Agaricales, Marasmiaceae.
AUGUACAACGGCAUAGGUCUCACUACACCUCGUGGAAGCGGUACCAACGGUUAUGUCGUGCGCAACUUAUCAGCGCUUCGUUCGUAUGAACCGGCCAAAGAUCGCAAUGAGGCAUGGGAUGCAAAUCCACCCAAACAUCGUGAACCAGAUGAGGCUAUUCUCGAACAUGAACGGAAACGGAAGGUCGAGGUGAAAUGCCUGGAAUUACAAUUGGAAUUGGAGGAAAAAGAGAUUGACGAGAAAGAGAUUGAAAAGCGGGUGGAUGCUCUCCGCCAAGAGCUUUUGGCAAAGCUUCCAACGUAUGCACCUUCAGGAAAGGGCUUAAAGCCUUCAGACACGCAUGCUAUAGCUGCCGCCAAAAAGGCAGAACUUGAUAAAAUGGCAAGGGCACUUGGAACGAGAGGUGAUUACACCGAAGGAGACGCCUUUGACAGGGAAAAGCAAGAAGAAAACAGGUUGAGACGGAUGGUGGAACGGGAAGAAAGGGACCGUAGGAGGGAAGAAGACAGGAUUAGGUUGCAGGAGCAAAAAGCUAAAUGGGAGGCUGAUAGAAAGGAACGAGAGAGACUGCGCAGGAGACAGGAAGAUAGGAUGCGCAGGGAAAGGGAGGAGAACAAUCUACGAAGAAAAGAUGGGGAGAUGCCUCCACCGCCUCCACCACCGUCUCGAGGUGGUCGUGAUUCUGAAUAUCGGUCAAGACGGCCCUCGAGCAGGAGUAGGAGCCCUUCCCGGCGUGGGCCAACUUCACGUAGAAGCCCUCCGCCCCGACGGUCUCCUCCACAUUCUCGCUCUCGACGCCAUGUCUCCCGGUCUCGUUCACCUUCCGCUUCAGUAUCACCUCCUCCAGAACGUAGACGCCGUCAUUCUGCAUCUUCUCCCGGUCGUGGCCGUCGUUCUUUAAGUCCCCCUCGAAAACAACCUGAUUCGACACCCCCACCCCGAAGGGAUCAUUCGCUGUCGCGCUCCGUCUCUCCUCGACGAAAGUCGCUUUCGCCCGACCCUAGGGAUCGAGGUGCUCGUCGCCGAUCUCCAUCUCCAAAAGGAGGCCGUUCUGCUUCUAGUGACUCAGCGAUGUCUGUGAGCACUAGGUCAAGUCAUUCAGACUGA